Molecule: messenger RNA, 1271 nt
Organism: Fundulus heteroclitus (mummichog)
Lineage: Eukaryota; Metazoa; Chordata; Actinopteri; Cyprinodontiformes; Fundulidae
Product: T-box transcription factor TBX1-B
Exons: 8
Coding region: 78-1028 (316 amino acids)
Biological process (GO): cell fate specification; regulation of transcription by RNA polymerase II; positive regulation of DNA-templated transcription
Cellular component (GO): nucleus
Molecular function (GO): DNA-binding transcription factor activity, RNA polymerase II-specific; RNA polymerase II cis-regulatory region sequence-specific DNA binding
Source: RefSeq, a predicted model, not a curated record
AAAAAAAAACUGAAAAGGAUUGAACAGAAACUGUAGAAGCAGAAACAAAGACGACUUGAUUGGUAGACGCUGAAAGGAUGAACGGUCUUGUGCUGUCUCAGGGCUGUGAGCUUACCUUGCCUGGCUGCACAGAUGGAGGGCCGCUGUUCGGCAACAAGGCCCCCCAAGUGUGUGGGGUCAGAGUUGAGCUAGAGAUGCAGGCACUGUGGCGGCAGUUCGACCAGCUGGGCACAGAAAUGAUAGUUACCAAAUCCGGAAGGAGGAUGUUCCCGACAUUUCAGGUGAGAAUCUCCGGGAUGGAUCCGUCGGCCGAGUACGUUCUCCUCAUGGACUUCAUUCCUGUCGACGACAAGAGAUACAGAUAUGCCUUCCACAGCUCCUCCUGGUUGGUGGCAGGGCGAGCAGACGUCGCGGCCCCGAGCAGGAUGCAUUUCCACCCGGAUUCCCCGGCCCCCGGGGCCCAGUGGAUGAAGCAGACCGUGUCGUUCGACACUCUCAAGCUCACCAACAACCUGCUGGACGACAAUGGACAUAUGAUCCUGAACUCCAUGCACCGCUACCAGCCGCGCUUCCAUGUCGUGUACGUGGACCCGGCGCCAGACAGCCACUUAAACGCCUACAAGAACUUCUGCUCCUUCUCCUUCCCGGAGACACGGUUCAUGGCCGUCACCGCCUACCAGAACCACAGGAUUACUCAGCUGAAAAUUGCAAGCAACCCAUUCGCCAAAGGCUUCAGGACCUCCGACCCGCAGGCAUGGGAGGGCACUGCAAGAUCCCUUGAAGCAUCCUGUCCACCAGAUGGCAGCACAGAGCCCCUUUCCACCAAAUCUAGGGAACAGGGAACUUGCCCUUCAAAGUCUUCAAGCAGACAGAUAGGUUCAUCCUCUGCGCUGCUGCAGGAGUGUGAGCUGCCUCGCCAUAAGGAGGACUCUGUGGAACUGGGGAAAAGAGACGGGACCGGCCUGAUGACACAUGCACAUUUCCUCCAUAUCCCUGUGUACUGGGACUACGCCGGAUCAUCCCAUUAGGAAGUCGACCUGUCACAGAGCAAGCCAAUGAAAACCAGGCGGUCCAAUUAGACCCUUGAUGUCCUGCUUCUUCCCUUCUUAUAUUACUGGAUAUAGUAUGCUUAUGGUAGUUUAGGCUCCUGGUCUCCAUCACAGUUAAAUUAUUUAUCAGACCUUUAAAAAAAAUAAAAAAAUAUGUGAAUGAACGCUGCUUCAGGGGUUGCAUAAUGACGUACACUAUUAAUAAAACCUCUGAGGUUUCCC